This is a messenger RNA of Frankliniella occidentalis (western flower thrips), 1422 nucleotides long. RefSeq lists its product as uncharacterized. Lineage: Eukaryota; Metazoa; Arthropoda; Insecta; Thysanoptera; Thripidae. The record is from RefSeq and is a predicted model, not a curated record. Bases 42 to 884 code for a protein of 280 amino acids. The transcript is spliced from 5 exons.
CGGCCGCACUUCCCGCCGGACUCUCCCGACACCCAGUGACCAUGGCGCGGCUCCUCCUGGCCGUGGUGAUCCCCGCCGUUCUGCUGGCCGCCGUGCAGGCGCAGCAGCAGGAGCAGACCGCCGUGGACGUGGCGCGCCAGGUGUACGCCGAGUGCCUGCAGCGGGGCUCGGUGGCCUGCGUGCGGCCGCGGGUGCUCGCCUUCCUCGCCGAGGCCAAGCAGCGCGCCGACAAGGCCAUCCGGAUCACCCGCGACCUCUCCGUCAUCCCGUGCGCCGACGGCAACUCGCUCGACGCCGACAACCAGGACGGUCUCCUGGAGGAGGCGCCCUCCUCUCUGCGCGGCGACGCCCUCCGCCAGAUGGUCCUGGAGCGCCUGGACGCCGUGGAGCGGUUCCUGCAGAGUCACGAGGUGCGCGUCGCCGUCCCCAGGGAGCUGGCCGAGGCCGUUCCCAGCGUCGUCAAGAACGCUCUGCCCGACGAGCUGCGUUUGCCCCUGGACCCCGAACGCGAGGACGGAGCGCGCCACCGAAGAAAGCGUGGCUUCCUGAAAAAGGUGGUGCUUCCGUUCAUCCUUGGACUCAAGUUCAAGUCCACGGUGCUCAUCCCCAUGGCGCUGUCCCUCAUCGCGCUCAAGACCUGGAAGGCCCUCACCCUCGGGCUCCUGUCCCUCGUGCUGUCCGCGGCCAUGGUCAUCUUCCGCUUCACCAAGCCCAAGGUGGUUAACUACGACGUGUACCACUACCCGCAGUCCCACGGCCACUACGAUCACCACAUCGACCACCACGCCGCCGACCACGCCCACUACGACCACUACGACCACCACAGUUACGCGGCGGCUAGAUCGGCCGACGACAUGGCCUACAGCGCACACCAGCAACAAUAGACAAAAGUGAUCGACACUCAGAGACUUUACAGGGGAGAUCAUCAACUACGACGUGUACCACGUGGACCACGUGCAGGAGCGCGACGGCCGGGACCUGGCCUACCGAGGACGCCGCCGAUGAGGACGCGACACUGUCCAGGCGCUGUCUGCGGAGUCUGUGGAGCCUGAGGAGCGUCGCCCACCCCGGCGCCGCUCGCCCCGAGCACCGAGAGAACCAAAGAGAUGGCGGCCGUGGGCGUGCACCCGCGCCGCCGAGGCCGCGCACCGCAGCCGCCACCCGGCCCCCCGCCGCCGCACUCGCCCAGCCCAGCCCUCCUCACCGUCCUUGGCUCGAGUGCUGCUAAUUAAUUUAUUGCCCCUUAUUUAUUUGAAAGCCCUUCUAGUCCCCUCCUGCCCCCCAGCGGCCCCCGCCCAGCAGCAGCGGCCCGUCGUGUCGUUAACCCACUGCGAGCGCCUUCACAGGCUGUGCUAUUAUUUAUUUUUGUAAAAAAAGAGAGAGAGAAAUGAGAACGCGCUGAAUAAACUGGGGUGCAGAGUA